This is a messenger RNA of Neoarthrinium moseri, 1638 nucleotides long. RefSeq lists its product as uncharacterized. The transcript is spliced from 4 exons. The coding region runs from base 1 to 1638 and encodes 545 amino acids. The record is from RefSeq and is a predicted model, not a curated record. Gene Ontology annotation, molecular function: DNA-binding transcription factor activity. NCBI's taxonomy places the organism in Eukaryota, Fungi, Ascomycota, Sordariomycetes, Amphisphaeriales, Apiosporaceae. Gene Ontology annotation, biological process: regulation of DNA-templated transcription.
AUGCCAAGCAAGCGCCCAAAGGCUGUCUCGUUACCGAUUCAUGAGAAGCCCCAAGAGGAUGCGCCGAGUGCCCCAAGCGGUGGUGGCAGUGUUGCGACUCAGCGACGGCGCGAACAGAUUCGAACUUCGCAGCGCAAGUUCAGAGAGCGCCAAAGGAAUCGCAUCGACACGCUGCAAACCAGGGUCGUCGGUCUGGAGACGGUUCUUCGCAAUGCCGUCGAGCAGCUCAAAGGCCUACAGGACAACCCUGCGCGCGACCAGGCGUCUCGCACAGUCUCCAUGCUUGUGGACAUGCUCGAGUCCAAGUUGAGGAACGGCGAUGUGCCCUUGAUUUCGACUCCUGCCUACGAGUCUGCAGUAGCUCUGAUCGACGAAGCUCAUCAGCUAGAAGAGCCUGCCUCACCUGCCAGUCACCGGCCAAUAUCAUCACCCAUCCACGAUGCGCUUAUUGAUCGAUUUGUUGACUAUCUCGCUCCUUCAGUCAAUUAUCAGAUGGAACACUACUGGAUAAAUAAUAACCGGCCUCGGCGUUCCUGGCGGACUGGCGCUCUGCUGGCGCCCUCACCACUGCUACAUAACGCGUACUUGGCUGCCGCCACAAGAUUCGCAGGCCAGACCAUGGAUGACUCGCGCCUGAUCCAAGCCGCAGAUACCCUCUACUCUUCUCUCCUGUGCCAGCUCCAAAGGGCAAUUGGGGAUCCCGAGACGAGCAAGUCCGAUGCGGUGCUAAUGGCCACAACAUUGUGCUUGUUGUACGAGGGUCGCCUCCGUCGUGUCUCCCAGAAUGCGCUGGGGACUCAUGUGUUUGGUGCGCUUGCGCUCUUUGCACAACGUGGGCCCAAGAGUUGCGUUUCGGGGAUUGCCCAUGAACUCUACGUUGAGGGCAGAAUUUCAUGGGCGUGGUUCUCCAUAAUGAGACGCUCUCCAACCUUUCUCUCUGACCAGGCUUGGAAAACUAUACCUUGGUCCUCGCAUGCUACUUUCAAGGAUGUCAUGGACUAUCUCCUCGACUGUAUAGUUGACAUUCCGGAGCUAUUGGCAAUGGUGGACCAGUCCAAGUUGGAAAAUUCGCCCUCGAAUUCGCCGUCACACAUGCAAGAGCACAUAAGUUCGACUGCGUACACCAUCAUCCAAAAUUUGCAUUCAUGGGAACAAGUCUGGAUGAAAUACAUCUUGACCAACCGCGUUUCAGAAAUAUGCGUACUGGAGGGUGAACUUCCGACGUUCAAAUACUUGGACCGGUCCACCGGCAGGAUGAUUCAGCCAACCGUCUUUAUGUUUCAAGACGCAAUCUCUUUCCAGGCAUUGUGCCACUACUAUGCAGCACUUCUGGUGGUCUCCAUGGUCGACUACAACUCCCGUAAAGAUGAAUCCACGGGCACGGUCCUCCUGAAUGAUCACUGUUUCGAAAUCGCCUGUCUAUUCUGUCGGUGCAUGCAUUACUUCAUGACCCAUACACCACCAAGCUUGGUUGACAGGGUCAUAAUGCCGUUCAAGACGGUGUACGAAGUCUUGCCCCCAGAUGGGCCCGAACGGCGGUAUUUGGAUCUUGUCUAUAUGAGAAAGAUCAGUCAAGGGUUUGCUGCCUCUUGGCAUGAAUUGAAGCGAAAUAUAGGAGCACUACGUGAGACGGCUUAG